Aspergillus clavatus NRRL 1 is the source of this 1893-nucleotide messenger RNA. Its product is annotated as Zn(II)2Cys6 transcription factor. The record is from RefSeq and is a predicted model, not a curated record. Gene Ontology annotation, biological process: regulation of DNA-templated transcription. NCBI's taxonomy places the organism in Eukaryota, Fungi, Ascomycota, Eurotiomycetes, Eurotiales, Aspergillaceae. Bases 1 to 1893 code for a protein of 630 amino acids. Gene Ontology annotation, molecular function: zinc ion binding; DNA-binding transcription factor activity, RNA polymerase II-specific. The transcript has 3 exons.
AUGAACAAAGGCUGUUAUACCUGCCGUCGCCGCCGCAUCAUCUGCGACAAUGGCCUCCCCACUUGUCGAAAGUGUCGGAAUGCGGGGAAGGAGUGUCUGGGAUAUCAGAAGCCCCUUGUCUGGGUCAAGGGCGGUGUUGCAAGUCGUGGAAAGAUGAUGGGCCGCAGCUUCGACGAUAUUAGGAGUAAUUCGACGGUUGGGAGGGUCGAUGCGCAUCAUCCAAAAACCAGUUUGGCGGAUAGUGCGAUGCUACCGUCGGCCGCGGGGACUUUUAGUCAGUUCGGAAUAGAGAAAUCUGUGACAGUCAGUCCCGAUGAAACAUCGAGUAUAUUACACGAUCAGUCUAUGGUGGAGAGCACGGGCACCACUACUGGCUGUCUGGCCUCCUCCAUCCAGCAUAAUCCUGCGCCAGCUGAAUAUGUCCCCACGCCUCGAGUACUGGUGGAUCCUUUGUUCAAAGAUCUCAGUCCGCUGUCAAGAUUCUAUCUAUCUCAUUUCAAUCAGCACCUGGUGAACUACCUUGCCUUGUACUCCAAUGUCAGGAAUCCGUACCGCGACCUAACAUCCUUGGUUGGCGAAUCGCGCGUCCUCACACAUGCUCUCGCUGCCACCGGAGCUUUGCAUUAUGCGAUCUUGACCAAUCCGGAGCUGUCUCUGCCCUGGUCUUCGGACGCUAUGGAGGAAGCUGGGACGGCUCUGUCUUCAGAAGAGAUGGAGCGCUCUGUGAUCAACUCUAUGGCUAAGCGUCCAUCCUCGCAGGUUUACGAACAAUUUCUGGGCUUCAAACAGCAUGCCCUUCGCCAACUCUCCCUAGAUCUAUGUGACCCCGUUAUGCGAAACGACAACCGGACACUGGCGGCCAUCAUGGUUCUUGCGCUCAUGGACGCCAUCGAAUCAGGAGGUGGCGCAUGGAAAUACCACCUGGAAGGGGCAAAGAAGCUGUUGAAGCAUCGGGAGCAGUCAAAGGCUCCAACUCAGACCCAGGGGAUGAUGGAUUGGCUAGAUACAUUUGCGAUUGACGGUUGCCUCCUAAUCCAACUGAUGGGGUCGACCCUCGCGCGGCCCGGCUCCCUCACUCAACCGUUCUACACCUCCAGCAUGGGUUCAGCGGUGCUCAAACGUCUAGAAGAGACCUCAUGGGUUGGAUGCCCCGCCUACCUCCUCGAAGUCAUCUUCUUCGUCCAGGCGGACCGAUUCGCAGAACCAGACACAGGCCUCAACGCACACCCCAACAACAUGUCCUUCUCCUCCGCCUUCCUUCCCUCCGAAUCCAACCCGCUCCGAUCCCCCGACGCCCUCCUCCACCACAUUCAAGUCUUCGACCCCGUCGCCUGGGCCGAGGCCAUGCAAACCUGCCUCUACCUCGAUGACCUCUCCAUGCGCAUCGCCCUGGCAACUAUCUACAAGGCCGCCGUCUACCUCUACGCCAGCCGCGUCCUCUCCCGCCCACGCUCCGAUCCCACCUCCCCAACCGCACACCCCUUCUCCACCGCAUUCCACCUACCUCAAGACCACGCCGCCGUCACAAACAUCCUCAUCCGCCAGAUCGCACUCAUCCCCGUCGCAGAUCCGCACUUCAAAUGCCUUAUCUGGCCCACCUUCAUCGCCGGCGCGGAAUGCAGGGACCCCGCGCACCGCCCCUUCCUGCUCGGCAAGCUCCGCUCUCUCUACUACGACAUCACAAGCGUCAAUGUCCGCAACGCCGCGUGGGUGCUGAGUCUCAUGUGGCGGAAGCGUGAUCACCGGCGCCAGGAGCGGAAUCGGCGGCGCGCGGAGCUGGACGAGCUCAUGGAUGAGUCGCCGCGUUCGCCCUUGACGACUGAUUAUGAUGAUGACGAUUUUGAUUGGAUCCAGGAACUGGAUGAUUCACGGGUCGAUUGGUUGUUCAUAUAG